This is a messenger RNA of Talaromyces stipitatus ATCC 10500, 707 nucleotides long. RefSeq lists its product as uncharacterized. Lineage: Eukaryota; Fungi; Ascomycota; Eurotiomycetes; Eurotiales; Trichocomaceae. The transcript has 2 exons. Bases 195 to 707 code for a protein of 170 amino acids. The record is from RefSeq and is a predicted model, not a curated record.
CCCAGAGAUAGCCUCAACCUUCACUUCCUUAAUAUUUCUCGUUCUUAGUUCUCUCACUCCACGCCUUGUCGUGAGUUAGCUGAUCGAUUGUGGCCGAGUCCUGUUCCCGACGAACCGCGAUUUAGACUCUAGCUCCUGAUUUCAGACAGUUAAGUGACAACAUUCGACUCCAACAACACUACAUUGACUGUGCGAUGUCCAUCACUUCGGGUUCGCUUCACCGUCUUAGUGACGAAAAUGAGGAACGCCGCCUGCGCGCACUGAUGGCGCAAAAUCCGCCUCAAAUACCGUAUCAUGGCGUGUAUGUACGUCAGGCUGAUGGCCAAGCUGGACAGCCUGCAGAGCCCAUGCGACACUGGGACCCCCGUGGCCUGAUCGACCCAAUCUACGAGGGCAAACGCCGUCAGCAGGCUGUCGCCAAAAAGGUGAAGACUAUACAGGCAAAGGUCCAAAAGGAGCUGAACAGCAUUUCCGACCAGCGUCCCGCUUUGGUCGAUCAAAUCCAGGAGCUAAAAGGGGAGCUGGAAAAGGAUUUCAACGACUUAGACCGAUUGAUUGUCUCUCUUACUGUUCACUGGGUCCAUAUCGAGGACGAGAUCGCCAGGGAGUAUGGUUAUCGUCAAGCAAAUGAUGACCAGUUGAAGAUUCUCGGCCUGGCGUAUACCGACGCAAAGGAGAAGUGGUAUCGCACACAUUCAGAAAGGUAG